UUAACCACAGUCGUGUUAUUUCCAUAGCGUCGACAACGACGCUACAAUAUCAAUACAGUUCUUGUUUGACCACUACCCCGGAAGUAGAACCUAGUUGCCAGGCGACCAGCAGACCAAUGAACAUGCAGCAUCAUUUCGCUAGCGUGCCUUAACGAGCUACAUGCUAACAAACAUUCUGAUGACCAACAACAAGGGGCGAAUAAAAUGCCCCUGCCGAAACGAACUGGGCCCCUUCAGCAGGUCCACAGAGAGGUGGACGACAUUAGAAGAAAGUUGGACAGUCUGUUGAAAGAUGUUCAGAGUAAAUCUGACAGUAAAGAAGAGUCCUUUCGGAGAUGCCAAGAACUUCAGAUAUCAGCAGAGAAGACACUCAUGAAUCUGACUAAACUGACUAAGGCCGAUGAGCUGGCUCCAGUAGGAAACUACGAUCAGAGGAAACUGGAAGAGGAAGGACGACUGCACAACAUCCUGGAGCAGAUGAAGCAUCUCUCCCAGGAGUUGUCGCCACCAGGACCUAGCUCAGAGUCAUCGGGAGGUGACAAGGUCAGCGAGAAAAGCCUUGAAGACACCGAUGACGACGACGACAGCGAUGAAGAUGUCCGGAGCAAAUGUUGUGGAGAUGAGCGUCAAGCUCCCAAAUCGCUACCUCCGUCGCAGCCUUGCAUAUACACGGCGCUGAGUGAUUUUAAAGGGGACCAGGAAGGAGAUCUGUCUGUUCAGAAGGGGGACAAACUGAAUAUCAUUCGGAAGACGAGCGAUGGAUGGUGGCUGGCUGAGAACACUAAAGGCAACAGAGGAGUGGUGCCGAGAACCUACCUGAAGAUUGGUUUCAGUAUCAGCAACAAAGACAAGGACGACGAUGACGAAGAAGAAGAGGAGGAUGAGGAGUCUGAAGAGGAUGAGGAGGAUGCUGAUUCUGAAGAGCUGGGAGAUCAAGAGAAACAUAGCGAUGCUCCACAUUCCAACUGGUCCACUUUCAGAAAAGCCCUGACUGAGAUUGAUGCUACAGAUGUGCUAUCCGCCAUGGGGGCCAUACCGUCUGGGUUUAGACCAUCGACUCUCAAUAAGCUGCUGGUGGAGGAAGGUGCCAAAUACAAAGGAAGUCAUCAUAUGCUGCCUCGACUCAGCCAAUCACAGCUCUCCUUCAACGACCUCUUCUUGGAGCCUGACACUGGCAGGGUCCGCUCACGACACAUUAAGACGUGCGUUUGUUUCACUAUGUGGAGCUGCAGGAGGAUUCCCACUCCUGGAGUGGGAGUCCAGGUCCUCAGCCGACACAUACGCGUCUGCGCCUAUGAUGGAACUCAGGUGCUGAGUAACAUCCACACGGUGCGAGUGAGCUACAAUCCCAAGAGCCCCAAGACCUGGACAUUCUCACCGCGGAGUUCUGGGCUUCUUGGUAGACUCACACGAGUCAAAUCCCCAAUGUGUUUGUCGCAGACGACAGGCAUCCUGCCCACACUGCUUAACGGAGAAUGCUUCCUGCGCUGCAACUCCGACAGCCCUGACCUCGGCAUCCUCUUUGAACUCGGAGUCACCUUCAUACGCAAUUCUACGGGAGAGCGGGGCGACCUGAGCUGCGGUUGGGCUUUCCUCAAACUGAUCGACGCUGCUGGAAAUCAAAUACCGAACAGGACGUAUGAGCUUCCAGUCAGUGGUGGUACUCCCUUUGAGAAGGACGUGAAGGUGGAGGCAUCACUCGCUAAAGGAUCUCCGACAAGUGUUUUCCAGCAAAUACUUCAAGCCAGACGACAGCCCACUCUCAUUGUCAAGUUAAAUUCUCCUGCAACCCGAACCAAAACCAGUCUCAAUCUCCUCCCGGAUACGCUGCUACACUGUGUGAGUUGCAUCCACUUGUUGGCGCUGUAUAGACAGAUACUGGCCGAUGUCCUGCUGGUGGACCGGCCCACCAUGCAGAACGCAGAUUUAAUCUGCAGUCCUGUGCUUUCCACCUUCCCGACCCUUGUGGACCAACCCGACCUGCUGGAUGCUCUCAGGAAUGCCUGGAUGAACGCUGAAAGCAACAUGAGCCGCGGACAGAAGCGAGACGAGGCCUACUUGAAGCAGGAGUUCUUCAAAGUGUACAUGUCAUCGGCGUACUUCCUCCUGCACUCACCCGCUCUGCCGGCGUACCGUUGGGCCGACCCCGUCUCGGAGGAGCAACGAUCCAGAGUCAUCUUCUCCAAGCUGGAAGAGCUGAAGAACGCCACCGGCCAAUCGGGGAGCCAGGAAGCUUUCGCUGAAUCAGCGGCGCAUGAGCAGGUGGCCUUUGAUGUGGCAGAGAUGACCUUCGACCUCCUGCAAGCGACACGGUAGAGGACGAGGACACUUUAAAAGACCACAAAGACGUUUCUUCAUAUGGACGCGUUGAAUGUGAAAGCACAUUAUGAAUAUAUUAUGUAUAUUUUUUUAAAUUGAUAGAUACAAUAGCUGAUGUCCUGCUUUCAGAGAUUAUUUUUAAAACAAUUUAUAACAUGAAUUAUUAAUAAAUUGGGUUUUUAAAAUGCAGUGUGUCACUUGUCUGGUGUUUCCUACUAUGGCUGCCAUAAAGUCAGUUAUAAAAUGUAUCAUAUUAUUUCAAAAAAUACAAUGUCCACCUGUCUGCUGAAUUAUUAGUAGUGGUAAUAUUGCAAUAUAUCAACAAUUUAAUCCCAGAUUAACGAGCACACUAUGACUAUAGGGUUAUUUAACGGCCACUAGGGGGCCUAUUUGUAUGGUUUCUGGGUAUACUGUACUCAGUUCCUUUUCAUUGCUUUGGUAGUUUAGCUCAUGCUUAGCAUUGACACACACUUCCUGAAGGAAUUCACAUUUCUAUUUGAGUGGCAUGUUUGCCUACCU
Molecule: messenger RNA, 2838 nt
Organism: Doryrhamphus excisus (bluestripe pipefish)
Lineage: Eukaryota; Metazoa; Chordata; Actinopteri; Syngnathiformes; Syngnathidae
Source: RefSeq, a predicted model, not a curated record